UUUAACUUUUUUUAUUUCAAAUUUACGGUUUGAGUUUCUAAAGUUGUUUCUCAUAUGAUUCUAUGUGGAUUGCUAUAAUAUUUUUUUUUAUUGUGAUUAAGUUGUUCCGUUAAUUAGUUACAAUAAAAAAUUUUAUGUAGAAAUCUAUAAAAAUAAAAAUAAAAAAAAACAAAACAAAACGGUUUUGAAGUCUAAUAAUAAAAAAGUUUUUUUUAAAAUUUUUUUUUAAAUAAUCAUUUGUUUUUUAUUUUUAUUUUUUCAGCUAUUAGAAUAGGAGAUGCUCUAAUCACUAUCGUUCUCUUAUCCCUUUCUCUCUAAAAUUCUCUCAAACAGCGGCCUACACACCACAACACCACGGCGGCACCACCACCACCACACCCACAUCCGCCGCUCUUCUCCCUUCUCAACCCUAAAGAAGGUAUUUUUAUUCUGCCCCCCUCUUUAUCUCUCUCUAAUUAGUCUCAAAUUCUCGUUUUACAUCAUAAUUUGAUUCAUGGGCUCCUUCGUUACUCUUUCGUUUUGAUGGUCUGUUCUCGAAAAUCAUCAAUGUCAUCAAUGGCAUUAUCUUUACCAUUUUCCACCAAUCAAAGAGAAUACCCAAUAACUGAAUUCCUCCCUAGAAACCCUGCUCAUUGCUAUCUGGGCAACAUAGGAAAAUUAUGUAAAGACAGUAAAACAAAACCAAAACCAAAUCUUUCCCUUUCAAUUUCUUGUUCAUCCAUUAAAACAGUUCGUAGUCCUAGUUUAGAUAGGCAUAUAGUAAAGCAACACAAGAUAAGGUUUGUUCAAAAGUUGAUAACUUUACUCUUAUCUAAACCAAAACACUAUAUACCUCUUCAUAUACUUUCCAAAUGUAGACCUUAUCUCUCUAUUUCAACACCAAAGUCAAUUCUUUCAAUGAUAUGUCGUUACCCUACAAUAUUUGAACUCUUUUCUAUUGAAUGGCCACCAUUUCCACUCAAUGCUACCAAGACAUAUCCCCAACUCUGUGUUCGUUUAACCCCGGCUGCAGAGACUCUUGCAGCCCGGGAAUUAAGCUACAAGUUAGCUAUUUCGGCUACAUUGGUACAAAAGCUUCAGAAACUUCUUAUGCUCUCUUCUCAUAAGAGAUUGCUUUUGUCGAAAAUCGUUCAUCUUGCUCCUGAUCUUGGUCUUCCUCCUAAUUUUAGAUCGCGCCUUUGUAAUGAUCACCCGGAUAAGUUCAAGAUUGUUGACACUUCGUAUGGCCGAGCACUUGAACUUGUCACUUGGGAGGAAGAUCUUGCAAAGGCUUUACCUUCUCCUGAUGUUAAAUCGCGGGAGUUGAUAGUUGAUAGGCCGUUGAAGUUUAAGCAUUUGAGAUUGAGGAAAGGAUUGAACUUGAAGAGGCGUCAUCAUGAUUUUUUGAUUAAGUUUGGUGAAAUUCCUGAUGUUUGUCCUUACAAAACUCCUGCUGCUGAGUUGGUGAAGGAGUCUAUUGAGGCUGAGAAAAGAGGUUGCGCGGUGGUGCGUGAGGUGUUAGGAAUGACAGUAGAGAAGAGGACAUUGAUUGAUCACUUGACUCAUUUUAGAAAGGAGUUUGGACUGUCCAACAAGUUGAGGGGGAUGAUCAUAAGACAUCCGGAGUUAUUCUACGUGAGCUUGAAAGGGCAUCGAGAUUCAGUGCUCUUGGUAGAAGGGUUUGAUGAUAAUGGCAGGCUUUUGGAGAAAGAUCCAUCUUUGGAUAUAAGAGAAGAGUUAAUGAAAUUGGUCAUACAGGGGAAGAGAAUGAGGAGAGACAGGAGAAGAGCUCGGAAGAGUGGCAUUGACAUUUGCGAUUCUAAUGAUGAUAAACACGAUGAAGAUGAUGGUGAUAGCGAAGACGACGAUGAUUAUGGUGAUGGUUUUGAGAAUUUGUUUGAAUCUGAAGAUUCAGUUUUUGAGGAUGGCCAUAAUGAGAGCAAUGAAGUUGUGUCUUAUAGAGAUAAUGCAGAGUUUUGGAGUACUUAUUUGGGGAAUUACCCCAAUGAUGAAGAUGAAAGAUCUUUGGAACCUUGGUAGUGAUUAAUGUCUAUAUUGUAAAUAUACAAAUCUAACAUAAAGAGAACUGUUUUUCUUAUACUAAACUAAACUAGUUAGUAGUCUUUUAGUCAUUUACUAUUGAGAGUUCAUAUCUGUCAUAUUUGAUUAGUUUAUGUAUAAUGGCAUCACAGCAGGAACAUUGGCAAUAUAUAUUUGGCAUUUGGAUCAUUUUGUGGAACUCUUUGUAAUAAUAUUCUGAAGUUUUCUUCUCUGUGUGA
This is a messenger RNA of Cannabis sativa, 2258 nucleotides long. Its product is annotated as protein WHAT'S THIS FACTOR 1, chloroplastic. The record is from RefSeq and is a predicted model, not a curated record. Gene Ontology annotation, molecular function: RNA binding. The coding region runs from base 523 to 2019 and encodes 498 amino acids. Lineage: Eukaryota; Viridiplantae; Streptophyta; Magnoliopsida; Rosales; Cannabaceae. The transcript has a single exon.